CUGGUUUUAGGAUGCAUUUUUCAUGGUGGAGUGUUUUCUUGUUUGUUCUGAGAGGACAAAUAUUUCUCAUCUUUUCAGUUAUCUUUCGUCCUUUUUCUUGUACCAAUAUCGGUGGUUUGCUUGGACUAAUUGCAAGUUUAAAUUUGUUGAUGCAAUUUACUCUAUUUAGUGCCUAAUUUUGUUUCUUUUAUUUUUCUAUGUGCGAGUGCUUUUCUUUCUCUAUUUCAGCGAAAAUUAGUUCAUAUAUGAACACUCUAUUUUUUCCACAAAAAUAGAAAAAUGGAGAACUCAUCAUCAGUUCAUUAUAUUGUACAUCAAAGGCAUGAAAACUCUAUAAAUUCAAGGCUAGUUAUGGAAAAAGUUAGGCUAUAAUCUAGGGUCUCUUCUUGAUAUUCAUGUUAGAUUUGAAGUGGCUAUUUCUCUAAUGGUACUUAAAAGUUUGGAUUUGGUAUGAUUUAAAUCAAGGUUUUACAUUUCAGAUCCAGGAAUUUGCGCUAGUAUUUUAUUGAUAUGGCAUGGCAUGGUAUGCCGCCGUGCCAAUACAUUAUAAAGGUGCAAAGUUGGAACAAGAAUUAUACCAUGUGCCGAUGCAAUGUCAUAUCAAGCCCUAUACCAUGCCUGCCUAGUAUGGAUUGGAGUGGUCCGAUAUGUAAAACCUUGAUUUCAUUAGUUCAUAAUCAAUAUUAGAAGAGAAGGGUGAGCUUUGGCGCAAUGAUAAGGUUGCUUUAUUAUGACCUGGAGGUCAUAGAAAAGAAUGAAGCUGCAUUCAUUUCUUCAACUUGACACGCGUAGAAUGGGAAGGAAGGACUGACUUCUUUGACCCUUCUUGGACCCUGCAAUGGCGAGAGUCUUGUGCAUAGGCUUCCCUUAUAAUCAAUAGAGUGAUAGUAUUUGUUGCCCUUCUGAGAUUUGAUUAAGUUCGUUGCUUUUCUGAAAGAUGCCAAAGUUUAGAAAAGCUAAGUUUAUGGGCUGUGCUUCCUUGACUGCACUCUCUUCAUGCUGCUCUCAACAUAACGUGAAACUCAUAUCAUAUCAGUGUCAAGGGAGCUAUUUGGUCAAGUCAUAUCCAGAUGGAAAGAAUAUGUGAGAACACAGUGGCCAUAGACAGCCAGCAAAACCAGGUAAGAGAUUUUGCCCCCGUCAUUCGAUCAGGGGAGUGGUCUGAUAUUGGCAGCCGGAUGUAUAUGGAGGAUACCCAUGUGUGCAUCUCUGACUUGGCUAAGAAGUAUGGUUGUCAUUCACUGGAACAUGAGGCUGUUUCUUUUUAUGGAGUAUUUGAUGGACAUGGAGGGAAAGCUGCUGCACAUUUUGUCCGUGACAAUUUACCGAGGGUCAUUGUGGAAGAUGCUGAAUUCCCUCUUGAACUUGAAAAGGUAGUCAUGAGGUCAUUUAUGCAAACUGAUGCUCAGUUUGCAAGGACAUGCGCUGUUCAGUCUACCCUGUCAUCUGGCACAACAGCACUUACUGCAAUGAUAUUUGGAAGAUCUCUAUUAGUCGCUAAUGCUGGAGACUGCCGUGCUGUGCUUUCCCGACUUGGGAUGGCAAUAGAAAUGUCCAAGGAUCACAAGCCCUGUUGUGUCAAGGAACAAAAGCGCAUUGAAUCCCUCGGUGGCUACAUCGAUGAUGGAUACUUGAACGGUCAGCUUACUGUUACCCGAGCUCUUGGUGAUUGGCAUCUGGAGGGCAUGAAAGAUAUUGGCGAGCAAGGUGGGCCCUUGAGUGCUGAACCAGAGCUUAAGAUGAUUACUUUAACAAAAGAUGAUGAGUUCUUGAUAAUAGGCAGUGAUGGUAUAUGGGAUGUUUUCUUGAGCCAAAAUGCUGUGGACUUUGCUCGGAGGAGGCUCCAAGAACACAAUGAUGUGAAAUUGUGUUGCAAGGAAUUAGUUGAGGAGGCAAUAAAGCGAGGGGCUAUCGACAAUUUGACUGCAGUUAUUGUAUGCUUCCACUCGGACCCCCCAGCUCGGAUGGGAGCACACAGGACUAGGGUACCAAGGAGCAUAUCAGCUGAGGGGCUCUAUAACCUUAGGCGCCUUUUACAAGCUUAAGCAAAGGCAGGAUUUGCCUUUAUAGACAUUUGCUACAUGCUUUGUUCAUAUAUUCUACUUUGUCUAGUUCUAUAGAGAGAGGUCUAAGGUACACCGGUGCCGCUUUAUUGCUAUGUCAGUACAUUCUGUAUGGAGGAUGGUUCGACAUACUGAGUAUCAGUACGCCUACCGGUACCGAAUUAGUAUGAUAUGAUACGCUCUGUACCAUCCUGUUUGGUAUGGUAUAGUGUAUCUUAGAGGUGUCCAUCUUGAGUUGUCUAGAAAUUAGCUGUAUCUAAUAAGGCUGAAGUGGUGGUGCAUCCAGGGCUCUAUGAGUUCGUUAUUGUGAUGUUUAGGGAUCAAUGUGUAUGUAUGUAAAUAAAAUAGUAUUGAUGCUAAAAUAUUAUUCAUCAUUGAUUCAAUAAAAUUGUGUUUUGCUGGUA
Messenger RNA from Phoenix dactylifera (date palm), 2467 nucleotides. Lineage: Eukaryota; Viridiplantae; Streptophyta; Magnoliopsida; Arecales; Arecaceae. The record is from RefSeq and is a predicted model, not a curated record.